AUGGCGAAAUCCGGUAAAGCAAAAUCUCUCUCGGAGCAUUAUCUUCUUAAGGAUGCACAAGAUAAAUUGGAUACAAUAACUUCUGCUGUUACUAAUGCCCACAAACCAAAAGAGAUUAAGUCAAAAAAAAAGCUUGAAACAGCACCAGGAGAUUAUCGAUUCCCAACUACAAAUCAAAGCAGGCAUUGUUUCACACGAUAUGUUGAGUACCACAGGUGUGUUGCGGCUAAGGGAGAUGGUGCUCCCGAAUGUGACAAAUUUGCAAAAUAUUAUCGCUCACUUUGCCCCGGCGAAUGGGUUGACCGAUGGAAUGAACAAAGGGAGAAUGGUACUUUUCCAGGUCCUUUAUAGAAGAAAUUUUGGUUAAUAAAAUUUGGUUAAUAAAUCAUUUAAUUUUUAUGUUGAGUUAUGGUUCUUUGUUUCUCCCCGAUUUUUUUAUUUUGAAUUUUUUGUGACAUUGAGGAAACAAAAGUGAAUUUUUAAAAUGGUUAAUAAGUAUUAUUAG
Molecule: messenger RNA, 505 nt
Organism: Lactuca sativa (garden lettuce)
Lineage: Eukaryota; Viridiplantae; Streptophyta; Magnoliopsida; Asterales; Asteraceae
Product: cytochrome c oxidase subunit 6b-3
Cellular component (GO): respiratory chain complex IV; mitochondrion
Source: RefSeq, a predicted model, not a curated record